AUGGUCCGCUGUGUGCUGUGCGUGCUGGUCCUCGCACUGUGUUGCUGCACAGCCCUGUGCGUGAGUGCUGCUGUUGCUGCUGAUAAGAGUGUGGCACUCAAUAAAGCAGCGGCACUAGCAGCGGAUGCUGUGGGGGAAGCGGAGAAGGCGGUGGAGAAAGCGAAGACUGUGGUGUCACUCGCGUGGCACGCAGCGGACAGGGCUACCGCAGCGGUGACCAACGCCAAAGCCACGGUGACGCUCAUUGGGGAGGGCGACCAGAUGGCUGUGAAGGCUUCGGAGUACGCUGAAGCGGCAGUGGCGUUGUCGGAUGCUGCGGUGAAACUGGCUGUGCAGCCUGCGAAGAGCAGCGAGGCACAGACUUUGUCUGCAGAGCGGGGCUCGCAACGGGCGCGUGUGACGGAAUCAGGGUUAAGCUCAUCGGAGUCGACAGGAGUAAAAGGUGCUGCGAGUUCCGUUUCUUCGACGAGUACUACGGAGAGUUCGCAAUCACGGCAGGACACAGCGGGACCAAAAACCAUUGCCACGUCAAGCUCCAAUGAUGGCCAGCAGUCUACUGAGGUUAGUCAGGCGCGGAGUGCCGUUGUGCAGGGUUCUGGGACUCCUGAAGCUUCAGAUCCAAAGUCUGAUGGUGAGGUGACGUCCGAAAAUAAAGAGGUGCCGGUUGUUCUUGCAGGUACAAUUCAAGAACCAAAGGCGACGCAGAAUGGUUCUUCGGAAAACAUGCAGCAGCCACAGAGUCUUGUGCCGCAACACGAGGAGCUUCAGGCACGAACGAUGUCCGCACAAAUGUUAGCUGCUGAAGAGAAGGGUACAUCAGUGGUGUCACUCGAUUCCCGGCAACAAGUUGCCCCUGCGAAGGUGGUUGAGAGUAUUCCGGGGGUGGUGAACAAGUCCAGAGGUGCCGUGCAGCUGUUGAUGGAAGCUGCGAAUAAAUUUACAGCGGCGGUUGACAUGGCGAGCGGGGCAACCUCCGAUGCCAUGGAGGCAAAGAACAAUGCCAGCAAGGCCGUGGACACAACUACCGAGGCGGCUGCAGCGGCCAGGGAGGCGUCGAGGAAGGCUGCGGAGGUGGCAGAGAUCUGCAAGGAGGCCGAUGCGAACUGUGCGGAUGUGGUGGCUGAUGCCACGACAGCAGCUGCAAAGGCCAGCGAGGCGGCCGCCAAAGCUGAGCUUGCCGUGGGGGAGGCCCAGGAGGCUGCGGCGAAGGCGAAUGACGCGGCGGAGAAAGCUAUGGCUGCAGAGGGCAUUUCCAAGGCUGCAGCGGACAAGGUGAUGCAGGCAGCGGAGGGCGUUGCUGGUGUGCCGGACUCCCUCAAGAAGGUGCUGGAGAACGCUGAGGCUGUGAAGGAGGCUAAAGGCACGGGUACUACUGUGGAGAAGGCAAAAGAGACUGUGGCUGCUGCUUUUGAGGAAGUACAGCGCGUCAAGAAGUCGGCGGACAUUGCGAAGGGAGUUAAGGUGGAGAAUGCAAAGGCGGUGGCACUUAUUAAUGAGGCGCAGAAGCAUGCGGAAGCAGCUGUGGAAAAGGCUACGGCAGCAGAGAAGAAUGCUGGGCUGAUAAGGGACCUUGCUGAAGCCGCUGUGGAGGCUGCUGGAGGUGCGGCUCAACGCACGCAGACAUCCGCUGCAGCAGCGCUGGGGAGAGCUGAGGAGGAGGCGCGGCGUGUUUCCGAUGGAGCGGCUGCUGCGUCUGGCAAGGGAAACGACAACUGCAUUGCUGCGUGGGUGCGUGCACCACUGCUGCUGGUGUUGUUGCUGGGGGCAUUGACCCUCUGCUCUGUGUGGUGA
Messenger RNA from Trypanosoma grayi, 1791 nucleotides. RefSeq lists its product as hypothetical. The record is from RefSeq and is a predicted model, not a curated record. NCBI's taxonomy places the organism in Eukaryota, Euglenozoa, Kinetoplastea, Trypanosomatida, Trypanosomatidae. Bases 1 to 1791 code for a protein of 596 amino acids. The transcript has a single exon.